This is a messenger RNA of Galdieria sulphuraria, 1065 nucleotides long. RefSeq names its product mitochondrial carrier (BOU / S-adenosylmethionine carrier). The transcript has a single exon. Bases 42 to 1034 code for a protein of 330 amino acids. Lineage: Eukaryota; Rhodophyta; Bangiophyceae; Galdieriales; Galdieriaceae. Gene Ontology annotation, biological process: transmembrane transport. The record is from RefSeq and is a predicted model, not a curated record.
AGGGCAUUGUCUUCUUUUAGUGGCUGGCGUUUGUUUUUCAUAUGGGGCACAAGAGCUUAACUGCACAUUUUGUUGGUGCUCCCCAAAAUAGAGAGCAAAACAACUUGUCCGAUAGUUAUUAUUGGAGUACUUUUGUCGAUAUGGUUUCAGGAGCUGUCGCAGGCUUCUGUGCAGACUUGACUGUUCAUCCUUUGGACACACUAAAAGCACGUUUUCAGUUCCAACACGGUGUCCAAGUAAGUUAUCAUGGAAUUGUCCACGCUUUCGUCACAGUGUUAAAAGAAGAAGGUGUUAGAAAAGGUUUAUAUGCAGGAGUUGGUGCUGUCUUGAUAGGCUCGAUUCCUUCCAAUGCAUUGACCUUUGCAGUUUAUGCCUCAACCAAACGUGCUUUAGAAGCACAUGGAAACUCUUUAGAAAAUGUAGUUUUGACCGAUCUGUUUGCUGGAGCAGCUGGGGAGAUAGCAGCGCUCACAACAUAUGUUCCUUGUGAAGUAGUUGCUAAAAGAAUGCAAACCGAAGCUAUGGGUCAUAGUCGCCAUUAUCGCUCAAUAUGGGACGCUUUUCGAGUCAUCACUCAAACCGAAGGUAUUCGAGGUCUUUAUACCGGACUAACACCGACCAUGUUGAGAGAUAUUCCAUUUACUUCUUUACAAUUUACAUUUUUCGAACUUUUGAAGAUGGCAACGCGUCGAUGGAAUCAGCGCGAACAUUUAUCUCAUAUAGAAACCUUAAACUUGGGAAUAAUUGCUGGUGGUUUAGCAGCUGCUAUGACAACUCCAUUUGAUGUUAUCAAGACGAGACUACAGACUCAACGAAUAGAACGACCCAAAUACAAAGGCAUCUUUCAUUGUAUCAUUUUAAUGAGUAAGGAGGAAGGCUUUCUAGCCUUUUUUAAAGGUAUGGUUAUGAGAGUGCUUUGGGUUGCUCCAGCAAGUGGAAUUACUUUGGGAAUAUAUGAAAAUUUAGUGCAUCGAUUGGAUAAGAGGAGAGGAGAACAGUCCAAUAUAGAAAAGCAGCUCGAAGGAAUUUUCUGAUGCAAUUGAAAACGUGGAGCAUAGGGCAAUG